Molecule: messenger RNA, 1384 nt
Organism: Cornus florida
Lineage: Eukaryota; Viridiplantae; Streptophyta; Magnoliopsida; Cornales; Cornaceae
Product: calcium uniporter protein 2, mitochondrial-like
Exons: 2
Coding region: 63-1118 (351 amino acids)
Biological process (GO): calcium import into the mitochondrion; mitochondrial calcium ion homeostasis
Cellular component (GO): uniplex complex; mitochondrial inner membrane
Molecular function (GO): calcium channel activity; uniporter activity
Source: RefSeq, a predicted model, not a curated record
CUUUGUUCAUCAAGCUCAGCUAACAAUCUCUCCCCCUUCUCUCUCGCUUCAGCUAUUCAUCAAUGGCGUCUAAGAGAACCCUAAUUCAGCGAUUCUUCAACAUUUCCAAAAUUUCAAAUCCAGCCCUAGCAAACUGUCGAAUUUCAACGGCCGCACAAGCUCUGAAUCCCCCGAAUCGGGCCAAGGUGGAGCCGGAUCCCGGAGACAAUGGGGUUUUCCGGUGGUUCCUUCAACGGCGGCCGAUAUAUCAGUCGGCGGCGAAGGCUCCGGAGCUGAGGUCGCUGCCAAUAGGGGAGAAACUGUUGGAGCAGUUACGGUCUAUAGACAUUGCAAGAGGUCGAAUUCGAUUGGAGGGGCUGAGUCCGCCGGAGACGAGGUCGGAGGGGAAAUUGACGGUGGAGGACGCGAGGAAGCUGCUGAGAGUGUCGCAGUUGGAGAUGGUGAAGUCGAAACUGAGAUCAACACCGAAGAGCUGUGUAUCGUAUCCAGAGUUCCUUCAGAUCUGUGAAGAAGGUUGUUCGAAUACGGAUCAGGGCCUAGAGUUUGCGAAGAUGCUCGAUGAGUCAGGGACCGUCUUAGUGUUGGGAAAUGUUGUGUUCCUCAGGCCUGACCAGGUAAUGAGAGCCAUCCAAGGCCUAAUGCCUGCACCGGUAGCCCACCCGAGUGACCCAAGGAUGAUGACGGAACUCGAAGAAAUGGAGAAGCAGAAGUCCGCCAUUGACAGAAAGGCAGAAUCCCUGGUUCGCCGGGAACUCUGGUGCGGGUUGGGCUACCUUGUUAUUCAGACGGCAGCCUUCAUGAGGCUGACAUUUUGGGAACUGUCAUGGGAUGUCAUGGAGCCCAUUUGCUUCUAUGUCACCUCCGUGUACUUCAUGGCGGGCUACACAUUCUUCUUGAGGACAUCCACAGAGCCUUCUUUCGAAGGGUUUUUCAACAGCCGGUUUAAGACGAAACAGAAACGGCUUAUGAAGAUUCACAAUUUUGAUAUUGGGAGGUACAACGAGAUGAAGAAAGCUUGUUAUCCUCACGCUCCAUCACCACCAGAACAACAGGGCUUGUCGGAAAUUCCAUCCUAUGUUUCGGAAAGACCAUCCGAACUUGGUGGUGUUUUGAAUUGAGAAUGUAUGAGAAAGAAUCAUCUUAGAUAACAGAGAUCAUGAACCAUGAUUUCAAAUUUUCCCCUUCGUGGACUCAAUCCUUCAUAAUAUGUUGUACUCUUGUUGCGGCUUCCUGUAUCAUAAUUUUGAGAGCUUAUUAUUGGUUUAGAAAGAAAUAUUAUACAUCUUUCUAAACAUCAUUUUGCUUCCAAUUUGUCUUAUGAAUUUUAUUUGGUUAGUAAAUUGUAUUAAUGAAUUUAUGAUAUACUACUACGUGUUUGUGAUUA